Messenger RNA from Leopardus geoffroyi (Geoffroy's cat), 2542 nucleotides. RefSeq names its product ring finger protein 149 (gene RNF149). The coding region runs from base 171 to 1370 and encodes 399 amino acids. The transcript is spliced from 7 exons. The record is from RefSeq and is a predicted model, not a curated record. NCBI's taxonomy places the organism in Eukaryota, Metazoa, Chordata, Mammalia, Carnivora, Felidae.
CAGGUGCGCGUGCGCCGCGGCCCCGCCCGCCCCCCGGCCUGGUUCUGCGCUGCUCGGCGGAGAGCGUCUUUUCCUCGUUCUCUGGCGGCUUGCACGCGCCCUCCUUCCGGACCUCGGGAGUCGCGCAGCUCCCGGCCCGGUCUCCUCCCCGACUGCCUGGCUGCGGGGCCAUGGCGUGGCGGCGGCGGCCCGAGGCCGGCGUCGGGGUCCGCGGCGCGCUGGCGCUGCUGGCGCUGGCUGUGUGCGCGCCCGGGGCCCGGGGGCGGGCGUUCGAGUGGUAUUCGGCCGUGGUGAGCACCGAGUACGUCGACCCGUACACGAACCGCACCGUAUGGAGCGUCUCGGAGAGCGGCCGCUUCGGCGACAGCUCGCCCAAGGAGGGCGCGCAGGGCCUCGUGGGCGUCCCGCGCGCGGCGGAUCGCGACCCCGAGGGCUGCGCGCCAGAUACCCGCUUCCUCGUGCCCGCGCCCGGCGGCCGUGGAGCCGCGCCCUGGGUCGCCUUGGUGGCGCGCGGUGGCUGCACCUUCAAGGACAAGGUGCUGGUGGCUGCACGGAGGAACGCCUCGGCCGUGGUCCUCUACAACGAGGAGAGCCACGGGAACCUCACCGUGCCCAUGUCCCACGCGGGAACAGGAAAUAUAGUGGUCAUUAUGGUUAGCUACCCAAAAGGAAGAGAAAUUAUGGAUCUGGUGCAGAAAGGCAUUGCAGUCAAAAUGACCAUAGGAGUUGGCACCCGUCAUGUGCAGGAGUUCAUCAGUGGUCAGUCUGUGGUAUUUGUGGCCAUUGCCUUUAUCACCAUGAUGAUUAUCUCAUUAGCCUGGCUGAUAUUUUACUAUAUACAGCGUUUCCUAUACACUGGCUCACAGUUUGGAAGUCAGAGUCAUAGAAAAGAAGCUAAGAAAAUUAUUGGCCAACUUCCACUUCAUACUGUAAAGCAUGGAGAAAAGGGAGUCGAUGUUGAUGCAGAAAACUGUGCGGUGUGUAUUGAGAAUUUUAAAGUGAAGGAUGUUAUCAGAAUUCUGCCAUGCAAGCAUAUUUUUCAUAGAAUAUGCAUUGACCCAUGGCUUUUGGAUCACCGCACGUGUCCAAUGUGUAAACUUGAUGUCAUCAAAGCCCUGGGAUAUUGGGGAGAGGUGGAGGAUGUGCAGGAGAUGCCCGCUCCAGAAUCUACCCCUGGGAGUGUUUUGGCUGCAAAUUUGAGUAUUACUCUACAAGAGGAGGACAGAAGUGAGGGGAACAAUUUACCGUCCUCUUCCACUAGUGAGUCUGCACUGCAGUGUGAUGCCGGCUUUAAAGAAGAUGCAGGUGAAGACACAGCCUUACUAGAAAUGGGCAGGAGCGACCUUGAACAUGGAAGGCCCGUCUCCUAGCACACAUCCUGGUGACCGAGUCAUGGACAGAGCAUUGACUUCAAUUAAAGGACUUUUUUUUUUUUUUUUUUUUUACUUCAGCACAUAGUUUGUAUAUUUGAAAAUAAUGUACAUUCUUUUACCUUUCAGGUUCUGAUUUGAUACACAAAGGGCUAAGAUAUUUUAUUCUUAAAGAGAUGUUUUGAUUAGUCUUAAUAUAUUUAUCUACUAAAAUAUAUCAUUUAUGAUAAACAGUAUGUUGUUUUGGACUAUUACAGAGGAGACCACGAGGAAGGCCCUCUAAAGGGGGUGGCAGGGGGAGGUUUUUCUGAAUACUACUAGACUAGCUACCACGGUACUGUACAAAUAGGAUUUUGUUUCUCAAGGAUGGCUUUAGACUGAGCAACUGAAUUUAGACUAGUGGAAGUGGAAUUGUAUAAUUCACUUCAGUUAUUGAUCACGAGUUUUCCUUGGAGGAAAGGCUUUUCUAGAACAUUAAACUUAUAAAUGAGAUCUGAGAAAUCUACAGCUUUCUCAAACCUCCGUGUUAUUAUAUAGACUUUGAAACCUACGAACACCUUUUCGUUGUUCUCUCUUUGGAAUUAUAGGAGAAGCGUUAGAUGACUUUAGGAUUUGCAUUUUCCCUUUUUAAUCCCUAAUUGCUUGUGAUACCUUAAAGGAGAGGGAAAUUUGUCCAUUUUUUCUACAAAUGAAAAGCUAAGAUCCUUCAUCACACAUGAGCAGUAAGUUCUUCAUUGCCUUAAGAAAAUCGAGCAGGCAGAGUUUUUUGUAAAUGAUGACUGUAUUAGUUCCAACUACAAUUUAAUCUUUACAAUUAAAAGGAUGGAGAACUUUGUUUCUGUUACAAAGUAAGCAGUUUUCUUGAUUGAUUUAAAGAUCAUGAUCUUGUGUAAUCAUCUAUCCUUUUUAAUCUUGGCUGUUCUCACUUGUAGGUUGAAAGCGGCAGGUGAAUGUCAAGCUUUUGGAGACUGCACUCUUAAAUUUUAUAAAAUUAUUAAGUAAAAACGCACACUUUCUGCUCUCCUCUUCCUUCUUGGAGGUGGAAGUUGAGGAGGGUGAGGGAGAGUUAUUUUUUUAAAACUUGAAACUGUUGUCCUUUGUUGCUUCUAAGCUAGUUGUGUGUAUCUUUAUUUUGUGAGUAAAAAUAAAGGUCUGUUUGGAGUUUUAAAAAA